Molecule: messenger RNA, 2699 nt
Organism: Pocillopora damicornis (cauliflower coral)
Lineage: Eukaryota; Metazoa; Cnidaria; Anthozoa; Scleractinia; Pocilloporidae
Source: RefSeq, a predicted model, not a curated record
UUUCAAAGGAAACGCAAUGCACUAUGGGAGGAUGAAAAUGAUCUCAAGCGCAGAAGAGACGCCGAAAGUCACAACAACAAAAGGCGAGUUUGAUCUUUCGGGACAAUCUUGAGUACUUCAUAAAAAGUCUACUAUGAAACCAUAACAUCUUCUUCAGAGAACAGGACAGGAGGUGGCAAGGAACCAUGGGUAUUUCUGCAAGUAUAGCAAAUUCCUCACGGAAAUAUCGCACCAAUGAAGAAUUGCCUCCUGCUCAGAAGUCAUCUAAACAUUCAUCUAUUGAAGUAAGUGAUGAUGAUGACGAAGAAUUGAGAAGUGUGCAAAGCUUCAGACCAUCAAGCCCACUGGCUCAUCAAGAUGCAAGGUCCUUUGCUUUUGAUAAGACUUACACAAAACAGUAUCGUCCAAGAAAUCAAGUGGACAGGCAUAGUUACCAUGGCAACUUGGAGCCUAUUCGUCCUGGUAAUAGACACAUAUACCAUCCUGGCGGUUUAGAUCGUGGUUCUAGAGAUGGAAAUGGUUCAUAUUCCACAUGCAGUGUGAGAGAGCCACUCUCAAGGGCUUUGGUUUCACCAAGUACCUCAAGCAUCUAUGGGUUGCAGCCUAGACCUGCACGAACCAUGAGAGAUGUCAGAGAGUAUUUGUUUCACCAUCCAGAGCUAUUAGCUGGUAAGAAGAACAUGCAAAUACAGCAAUCUGUUGAGAGUGAUCUGUAUGGUCUCUCUACCAAUCACAAGCAGAUGAAAACUAAACAGAGUGUUUAUAUGGGACUCAUAAAAGCUCCCAUAAUCUAUGGAGCCGGUGCUCGACCAGAUCAUAAGCAGCUUAAGGUUGAUCAAAAGUUGUACCUCAACCUUGUUUACCCUACAUUAAAACCCAAAGAUUACCACAGUCAGGUCAUAAGAUCUCGUCCUCCCCUUAAACAGGAAGGCAUGGUUGUUGUGAGGAAAGAUGAUUAUCUACGGCAGCCUAACAGAUAUGUCAAGAGGCCUCUGCCACACAUGCUGGUGUCAAGAGUUCCAGAAGCCCCUAGUGGAAAAAAUGUCCUUAGAUCUGUGCAUCAGGAAAGAACAAUUUCAAGGGGGGAGGCUCCUACUUCCCACAGGAGUAGAAGUCAAUCCCGAAGCUUAACAGGAAACACCCCUCAAAAAGCAAAAAAUGACUAUGUUGAUUUUCCUGAUGUUGUUAAUAAACCACUCACAAGCAGGUCAGUUAGAAAUGAACCACAAGUGCUAAGGGACAGUCAACAGAUGAAUGGUUUUGUUAAGUCAGGGAAUUCACAGCAAAGGACUCCAAGACAUGUAAAAGAAGACAGUGAGGUUGUAUUCACCUUUAAUGUUGAUGAACUUAAUUUGAGGAAAAAGACUGAAAUACCUCGGUUUGAACAUGACAAGGAAAAAGGACAAGUAGUGCCACUUUACUUCAGGAAGUCUCUGGCUUACAGCCCAAAGUAUGAAUAUAGUGAAGACCUUCUGUCAAGUCCAUUGUGAAGAUGUUAGGCUAUCACUAAAUUAUUUUCUCACAUACUAAGGGCAGCCUAUGUGUAAAUUAGCUACAGCUUUUUGAAAUAUGGUGUUUGCACAUUUUGUUACACAUGUUGUAAAUGUACUUUUGCCUUUUUGCUCAAAUCUAAAUUUUGUGGGCCUUUAUAAAUGCAAGCAAUUAAAGUUUUUGGUCACCAACUGAACAUUAUCUGCAAAAAACAAAAUUAUGUUCAGAAAAAAUUGUCACAUGAAAGAAGGAUAUACAAUUGUGUGUCAAAAAAUUGAUUGGGAAAGGUAUUUAGGUACUCAGUGGGUGUUCAAAGAGCUUAGAAACAGUUGUACAAAUGCACACCAAAGGCUUUAAUGAAGCAACAGUACCAAUAUGACUGCCUGAAAAAAAGUUUGCAUCUUUCUUUGCAUUUGAAAAACAUAGGUUGUUUUUGGAUUUCAAUGAGAAAUGUUUAUGUAAAAUGAAUUUGUAAAGUUUUCACGGUUAAAAAGAUCUCUCCAUGGUCAUGGCAGAGAAAUUUAUGAUGGGUGUUCAUAAUUUUGUGUUCUCUACAAAUUCUAACUUCACUUAAAUUGUGUUUGAAGACUAUUCUUGGGCAGAAAUCUAUAUUCAGGUGUGUUAAGCUUUUUGAAGUGUAUUAAUUAUUUAUCAAAGAUCUACAUUUAUACUUACUAAAGACAAUACCCUGGAAAAUUUGAAUAAUUAUGAUGCAACAUUCACAUUUUUACCUUCCAAUUUAAAUGUUUUGAUUAUUGUGGGGGUCAUAAGGCUUGAAAAAACUCUUUUCAGUGGUUUGGGGGAUUCAAUAUCCCAACCAGAGAAACAAGUCUCUUUCUUUUUUUUUUUUUUGUCACUGCAACUGGAAAAGGUCCUUGAAACCUUGUCAAUACUGAACAUUUGAUUUCAUUAUUCUUUUAUAGCCCAGACACAAAGUUAAACAUUUCAUUCCUUUUUCAUUUUAGCUAUUUUGUAGGGUUUGUAUUCUAUCACUCAUGCAUUUUAAAAAUACUAUAUUAACCAAAUAGUGUCACUUGUUGUUUGGCUCAAAGGUGAUGAUAUGAGUCUCUUUUUGUAAUCCAGUUAUGCUACAAGGCAUUAUUUUUUUCAAGAUGCUAAGUAGUAUUUUAAUAAGUAUUAGAAUUAAUAUAAAAUACAAAACAUGCACUUAUACCAUUAUGGAAGACAGGUCAUAACUCUAAGAAAUA